This is a messenger RNA of Chanos chanos (milkfish), 720 nucleotides long. RefSeq names its product tetraspanin-1-like. Lineage: Eukaryota; Metazoa; Chordata; Actinopteri; Gonorynchiformes; Chanidae. The record is from RefSeq and is a predicted model, not a curated record. Bases 1 to 720 code for a protein of 239 amino acids. Gene Ontology annotation, cellular component: plasma membrane. The transcript is spliced from 7 exons.
AUGUGUCACGCAAUUCUUAAAAUCAUCAUGUUUGUCUUCAACGGCACAAUUUUUGCCGCUGGUGCUGCUAUCUUGGGUGUGGGCAUAUGGGUGACAGUGGACAAGAGUUCUCUACUGGGAAUACUGGAAGAUAUUGAAGGUGCGCCCCCUGAACUGAGCCAGCUGGCCAAUGUAGGGUACCUGCUGAUCGCCGUGGGCGCUGUGCUGGGCGUUAUGGGAUUCCUGGGCUGCUGCGGAGCCAUCAUGGAGAACAAAUGCAUGCUCCUGACCUUCUUCAUCAUCAUUCUCAUCAUCUUCAUCGCAGAAGUAGCCGGAGCUAUAGUGGUUUUGGUUUUCCAGCCUGUGGUCGGGGAACUCCUGGAAAAAUUUGGUGAAGAAGUCGCAAAGACCAUCGAGGAGAAAUAUGGCACACCGGGGGGAGAGACAUUUACCAGUUCUUGGAACACCAUCAUGAAGGAAUUCAAAUGCUGUGGAUACAACAACUACACUGACUUUUCAUCAACACUCCCUCAACUCCCUAAGGAAUGUUGUGAAAUGUCAGCAGACACAUGCACACGCCCUGCAGCUGAAGCUGCAGAUGUGACUGGCUGUUUUAAAACUCUGCUGACCUUUAUCGAGGACAAUAUCGUCAUCAUCGCAGGAGUGGCACUUGGUAUCGCGGCUCUAGAGAUUGCCGCCAUGAUCGUUUCCAUGAUUCUGUACAAUAAAGUUGGAAAAUGA